Penicillium odoratum is the source of this 1143-nucleotide messenger RNA. RefSeq lists its product as uncharacterized. NCBI's taxonomy places the organism in Eukaryota, Fungi, Ascomycota, Eurotiomycetes, Eurotiales, Aspergillaceae. The transcript has a single exon. Bases 1 to 1143 code for a protein of 380 amino acids. The record is from RefSeq and is a predicted model, not a curated record.
AUGGCCCACAUCCCACAGGCAGUUGUGAUAGUCAGAGGGCCCCACAACGCAUCUGAGCCCAAUCAUGAAUCCGAACUCCAACGACAACUACAGUCCAUCUCCAGCAACGUGACGCAUCUGCUCAUCGACGAAGAUACUCCAUCAGACACCGAAUGGACUUUACUCGGGGCGCAUUUCCACAACGUGGAAGAUCUACAGCUGGAGAGUGGGUUUAAUGAAGAGCUCAAUGACAAAGCCAUCCCUCUUCACUGGCCCUUGAAAAAGCUUCAGCUAAAUUCUGCAUGUGGUGCUUUAGUUCAAAGCCCAUUUGUUCGCCAAGGACUAGUUCAUCACCUGAACCUCUACUUCACCUGUAACCUUCGAUUCGAGGGUCCAACAAACGAUGAGCUGUAUGACACAAACCGAGAAGCCAUUUCCCGUGGGAAGAAACAGCAGAAUCUUGGCCCAGAUCGGAAAAUCGAAAUCACCUACCUUCCCGAGCUGGUCUGUGAAUCCAUGAGCAAGGUGUACUCCGAUCCUGAUCGCAGGCUAGACCCAGAAAAUGAACCACCUACCGGCGCUAUCAAUCUCCAGUCCCUUGAGAUUUGGGAGAACGACGCGCUAGAUACUUUCAUUCGAAUGUAUGGUGCACUUCCUCAUUUGGUUGACAACCUUCACACCUUGCGACUUCGGUCCACCAGCGGCCUGGAUUUUUCUUUAACCGGGGAGGAGACACUUCGUCAGAUUCUACCUGCCUUGGAAAAUCUCAAGGUCUUGAACUUGACCGUGGGAUAUGUAUUUGAGGAUCCCUUAUACCUUCCCACGCUUCACAAGGUACUCCCUCCCAACAUAACAGCCUUGUACUUUCGUGGCCCAACCUCGCUCGCCAAGUCAGACCACUGGGCCGACUGGCUGCGAGCGUUUGAGUCUGCGGAGUUUCUUCCGCAUCUGCAGAAUCUUGCUUUCGUCUUAGAUCUGCACUACGAUGAUAAGCAGGCCAGGUAUGGUCGACGUGAAAUUGAACCGCCGUUGGAUUCACUUCAUUAUGCACGCCGAGAGUGCCAGUCACUUUACGACAUUGCGAGCAAACGUGGGAUCCAGUUGGAAGCUAUGCCAAAGGAGCCCGACUUUCAACUUCUAAGACCGGUGGACCCUCGAUGGUGA